CGGCGCGGCGCGGGGGUCUCGAGGGCCGGGCGCAUGGCUUAGGGACGCCCCGCCGCCGCGGCCCCCAGCAUGGGGAAACUUCACUCGAAGCCGGCCGCCGUGUGCAAGCGCAGGGAGAGCCCGGAAGGUGACAGCUUUGCUGUGAGCGCUGCUUGGGCUCGAAAAGGCAUCGAGGAGUGGAUCGGAAGGCAGCGCUGCCCAGGCAGUGUCUCAGGACCGCGUCAGCUGCGAUUGGCAGGCACCGUUGGUCGAAGCACCCGGGAGCUCAUGGGUGACGCUUCUAGAGAGGCACUCAGCGAGGAAGAGGAAGACGACUUCCGGCUGGAAGUGGCACUGCCACCCGAGAAGACUGACAGCCUGGGCGGUGGAGAUGAGAAGAGGAUGGAGAAAGCGAGUGACCUUGGCCCGGGCUCCAAGAAGCAGCUGAAGUUUGAAGAGCUACAGUGUGAUGUGUCCGUGGAAGAGGACAGCCGGCAGGAAUGGACUUUCACCCUGUAUGACUUUGACAACAAUGGCAAGGUCACUCGUGAGGACAUCACCAGCUUGCUGCACACCAUCUAUGAGGUGGUUGACUCGUCCGUGAACCAUUCCCCAACAUCAAGCAAGACACUGCGGGUGAAGCUCACUGUGGCCCCCGAUGGGAGUCAGAGCAAGAGGAGUGUCCUUUUCAACCAUGCCGACAUGCAGAGCACGAGGCCCCGAGCAGAGACCAAGCCUGCUGAGGAGCUGCGCGGCUGGGAGAAGAAGCAGCGGGCCCCGCUCAGGUUCCAGGGUGACAGCCACCUGGAGCAGCCAGGCUGCUACCACUAUUGUGUGGAUGAGAACAUCGAGAGGAGAAACCACUACCUAGACCUUGCGGGGAUGGAGAACUACACAUCUCAGCUUGGACCCGGCUCCCCUUCAGUGGCCCAGAAAUCAGAGCUGCCUCCACGCACCUCUAACCCUACUCGCUCUCGCUCCCAUGAGCCAGAAGCCGCCCACGCCCCACACCGGAAGCCCCAGGGUGUGGACCCAGGCUCUUUCCAUCUUCUUGACACCCCAUUUUCCAAGGUCUCAGAGCUCCAGCAGCGGCUCCGCAGCACCCAGGAUGGGAGCAAGCACUUUGUGAGGUCUCCCAAGACCCAAGGCAAGAAUGUCGGUGUGGGCCACAUGGCGAGAGGGGCCAGAAGCAAGCCCCCGUUGGCACCCACCGGCCCCACUGUGUCCCCUUCUGCUCACUUGGCUGCCAGCCCAGCCCUCCUCCCCACCCUGGCACCCUUGGGCCACAAGAAACACAAGCACCGGGCCAAGGAGAACCAGGCUGGCUGCCGAGGCCUGCAGGCCCCACUCGCUGUGGGCAGUGCCAUCUUGGGGCGGGAGCAAGUGAGGGAGCUGCCUGCCGUGGUGGUGUAUGAGGGUCAGGCCGGGCAGGCGGUCCAGAGACACGAGCACCACCACCACCACGAACAUCACCACCACUACCACCACUUCUACCAGCCCUAGACCCGCCUGGCCCCCGCCUCGCCACGCCACAUGAAGGACCUGCCCUGUGCCCCAGGGCACUAUUAUUCUAUUAAUUAUUGUUAUUAUGAUGAUUAUUGUUAUUAAUAAUGAUUGUUACUCCACUAAUAUUUAGCUAGCCUUCAGGUAGAAGAUAUAUGGAAACACGGAACUAAACUUUUAUUUAUAUGUUGAGGGGAUUGCGUAACUCACCCAAGAAGUGACUGGGUUGGGAAAGGUCUCUUGGGCUCCCCAGCUACAGGGUCCAUGCGAAUUGCCCACAGCACAGGAGCCCUUGGCCCAGCCACCUCACCCCGGCUCUUCCAGGAGAGCACCUUUGCCUGGCCCAGCUUCAGAGACCCUCACGGUCUCCAGAGGACAACAGCUGCUACCUCUUAGUGUAAUUCUGGUGUAACUUUGCCCUUAACUGAUUGUGACAUACUAUAAGGGAUUUCAGCGGACUGCAGACACGGCUUCCCUGCUGUUGCCCCAAUCUAGACACCUUAGCUGUGCUUUCUGGAGUUCCUUUCUCACCUUUCCAAAGGGAAUAUGCCUUUGGCCCAAGCCAGCCUCGUUGUCUUUUCUAUGUACAAUGUGGAUGUACCCUCACCUGUGCCAGCCCCCUCUGCUUUUGAAGGAUGCACCCAUGUUAAAGGACUGUCACUGACGCCAGCCUUCUCAUUUUGGAAACUGCUACAGAGAGAAGCAGCCACAAAUCAAGGUUUUACAAGAUUGCCCCUCGGUGCGGAGUUGUCUGUUGGCAGAAGGUGUGGAAACUUUGCCUUCAGCAAACAUACCAUACGGCUCUCUAGCAGCCUCUGUAUCUAUAGGUAGUGCUGCCUGUCCACGUCUCUGUUUAUUUCUAUAAAUACACACUCUCAGGUA
Messenger RNA from Jaculus jaculus (lesser Egyptian jerboa), 2364 nucleotides. It is a transcript of the gene Nkd1, whose product is annotated as NKD inhibitor of WNT signaling pathway 1. Gene Ontology annotation, cellular component: cytoplasm. Bases 70 to 1482 code for a protein of 470 amino acids. Gene Ontology annotation, biological process: negative regulation of Wnt signaling pathway. Gene Ontology annotation, molecular function: calcium ion binding. The transcript has 10 exons. The record is from RefSeq and is a predicted model, not a curated record. Lineage: Eukaryota; Metazoa; Chordata; Mammalia; Rodentia; Dipodidae.